AGGGAUUUCAAAAGAUGCAGCAACAACUGAUCAACAUUGACCUUAAAGUUGAUAAACAAAAUCAGCAAACGUCUCAGAUGCCUGAACUGCAAAAGAGUUCAAAGGUGGAUCACAGUAUGCAUGAAGGAACAAUUAAGGAUCUCAAGGAAUCUCAAAUAUCUGUAUCAGAUAAUUCUACAGCAGAACAAAAGCCUAAAGGAGUUGUGUUUGAAAUCCCAUCUGAUGUGAAGGCUCCAAAGCGUCGUUCAAAGAAGCCGCCCAUAGCAAGGUUGCAGAAGAAGGAUUCAAGGCAAAGAGCUGACCAAGAAAUGGCUGCCAUAAAAUUGGAGGUGAAGCAGCAAGAGGCAGCAGAACGCAGACAGCAACGGAUUGAAAACAAAGUGCGUAAGACUCGUGAAAGUCGAGAAACACUGAUGCAACUCCAAACCAAAAUGAACAUCUUUCGAGAACAUCAAGCAGCAAUCGAAGGAAAAGCUGAUUCUCGUAUGAUGUUAUCUGAACACGAGAUAUUGCAGAUGGCUUUAGCAACAUUCACAGCAGGUACAAGGCAGAUCUGGAAAGAGCUGAGUUAUUCUUUAUGGUCUAUGAUAAGAAGUAAAUGUGAGCACAGUUAG
This is a messenger RNA of Dendronephthya gigantea, 614 nucleotides long. RefSeq lists its product as uncharacterized. The record is from RefSeq and is a predicted model, not a curated record. The coding region runs from base 15 to 614 and encodes 199 amino acids. NCBI's taxonomy places the organism in Eukaryota, Metazoa, Cnidaria, Anthozoa, Malacalcyonacea, Nephtheidae. The transcript is spliced from 2 exons.